AGAGCGUGUGUUUUAUUCGCAUUUUAUUAUGUAUUAUUAUUAUAAAAUGACUAAUACAAGAGUAGAGUGUGGAGAGCGGCAUAUUAUUAGCGGCGGUGGUGGCCGCUGUUGCAGCACAUACACCGAAAAUGACGAUGCGAUCGAGAAUAAUAAUCAAGCAGCAGGCGUCGUCGGUGGCAGCGAUGGCGGUGGCGCGCGAAGUAGGCCAGGGAGACACAUGUGGACUGCCGUACUGAACGGGGUUUUUCGGAACGUGCUGGAGAAGCAUAAUAACACUUAGCAGUCAGUUAACGACGCUAGGUCAGCGCUAACGGAUGUGUCCUGGUGCUGUGUAAUAAAGGCGAAGGUGGCAUCAUUGGACUCCUAUUUUGUGUGCAUGGGGCGGUUUUAAUGUGGCUAAUGUAACAAACAGGCACCCGUAUUUGUUGUGUGUACACCGAAGAUCGCCGCCGUCGCCGCCUCCGUUGCCGCCGUCGUCGUCGUUGUCGUCGUCGUCAUCGUCGUAGUUGCCGUCGCCCGUCGUCGUCACUGUUGGCGCCGACAGUGAGUCGAGUGUGUAUCGAGAAAGUGCAUGCAAGCGAAGGAUAUAGCAGGACGAGAAACAUGUGACCAUCCAUAAUCAUAUGUGUCGUGACACACACCUUCUACUUUGCUGGCCAGCGAAGUCCCUCCUGAACUUUGGCGACGGAAAGUGCCGCAAAUUAUUAUAACUGUUUGAGAACGGGCUGCGGAAUCGCGCCCUGACCCGGUUGGACUAGGAUAGCAAACCUGCUACGUGCAGAAGAAAAAACCAAAUGCAGUGCUAUCGUUAAUUACCGAUAAUGAGAUAAAAGCGCAAACCGAGUGCCGAAGUAUCCGGGAUCUCCCCCGGGCCGAUGACAAAUGGUAGUUCCCGAACAAUAGCGUGCCCGUGUGAGCAGUGAAUUUAUGGUGGAAUCGGACGUGCCUCGAUUUCGCUAAUUAGUGUUGAUUUUGAAUUAAAACGUGUGUCUUGUCCAUUGGAGAAACGUGUGACACGAUCGCAGCAAUUUGUGACUAUAGUGCAACAGAACAAACUUCACCUGACGGAGGAAAAUUUGCGCCCAAAACUCCGUACAAACAGAAGUGAGUGUGAUUUGAAGUGAGAAACUAACUGCGAGUGUCGUGUGGGAAGACCAAACAUAAUUAUCCGCAGAAAUUGACAGCAAAAGUGCAAGUGUGGCUAACUUUGCUUGAGCUUGAGUGAUAAUUUGCUGAGACAAGAAUUAGGCAAAUAAGGUGUUGUGUGUCAGCGGGUGUAACUUGAGACGAAUUCCUGAACGCGACCUGAGGUCAAAGCCGCCCAAGUUGACAGCGACACCCACCCGGGGCAGCAGCGAGCGAUAGACAGAUCAAGCGAACCUCGGAGAUCCCCGAAGAAAGUCGUCUACGAAAGAGACCAAAGCGAAAACAUUCCAAAACACAAACGCACCAUGUCUGGUUGCAGUUGUUUUGGUUCGGGUUGUUGUAAUCGCCGUUGUUGUUGUUGUUGAGUGUCCGGAGUCCGGCGGAAUAUGGCGGAAGGGACUCUGCCGUCUCCAUCUCCAUCGUCACCUUCAGCAGCAUCUUCAGCAACAGGGCCGUCUUCGGCAGCAGCAGCCGCGGCAGCAGCAGCAGCAGCCGCAACAGCAGCACUGCUAGACACACUUUUACUAGAGAACAAUAACAGUGGUGGUGGCAGCAGCAGCAUAGCCAUCAAUAACAAUAGUAAGUUGUGUGGAAUGCUUGGGAUCAGCAUGCCCUGUGAGGUGGCAGGUCAUGAUUUUAGCAGUGCCACCAACAGCAGCACCAGUAACGUCCGUAAAGAACUCGAAUACGCCCACUCGAUUGCAUCGCACUAUUCGGCCGCAGGACUGGCAGUGGAGAAGGGAGAUCUGAGGGAACAUCGAGCAACAAGCUACAAGAUUGAGGACCGUGAAAGAAGUGAUAAUUGCAGCCGAUCGAACAGUCCGCAGCUGAACGAGUCUACCGCCCAUCACCAGGUGUCAAAUCGCUCGACGACGGUAUCGGCGGCGCUUCGGAGUCGUGAAAAAAUGUCCCCCCUGUCGCUGUCCACCGCCGGUGGGUCGCCCGUGACCAGCCCGGCUGCAGCUGCAGCAGCCGCAGCCGCCGCCGCCCAGGUGCAUCUGAACGGAACUAUGCAAGACAUGCUGAACCUGCAGAAGCUGCAGAGUCUCGCCCAGCUGACCAGUGGCGCGGCCGUUUUACCAGGGCUGGGCCUGCCGACGGCUGGGCUUCCGUCGGCCGCUGCAUCACUCCUCAGCAAUUCGCCCCUGAAUCUCAGCCUCGGAGCGCCAAGCCAUUCGCCGGCGAUGGGAGCGCUAGCGGCCGUCCCACCCCAGCCACUGACUUCGGCCGCUCUCGCCCAGAUGCCUCAGCUGAUACUGGCCUCCGGACAGAUUGUGCAGGGCAUCCAGGGAGCCCAGCUGCUGAUACCAACGGCACAAGGAAUUGCCACCCAGUCCAUCCUGGCCAUCCCCGUGGGGCAACAAGUGAUUUCGAACGUGAGCAGCGAAAAUUUAUUCCAGUGUUUAAAUUUUAAUACGGCCGUCGCGAACAACAACAAUAACAGCGGCAAUAAUAGCAGCUUCGCCAGUGAUAUGUUGAAUCAUCACCACCCCCACGCCCACGCACAUCCGCUGCACAGUUCGCAUCAUCCGGGGAAUGCGGCCUUUGCGGCGGCAGCAGCAGCAGCAGCCGCAGCCGCCGCGGUGGCAACCCGCGAGUCACCGGUCACCGUUAAUAGUCCCAUCAGUACCACUAGCCUACUUACGAACCCGCUAGCAUUGGCCGCGGCGGCUGUCGCUAGCAGCAACAACCACCACCACCAUCAUCAUCAUCUUCAUCAUCACCACCAGCAACAACAGCAGCAGCAGCAUCAACAGCAAACCAAGCAUUUACACUUUAGCCACCAAUCACCGACGGCAUCCUCGUCAUCUUCCGUCGGUGGUGGCGCUGGUGGUAGUGGGCGAUCAACAACACCCUCAACGAUGACACUUCAUACUUCCGUCGGACACGCGUCGGUAGACAAGAUUCGAAAUCUGUCCGCUCUCGAGAAGGCACCGUCGGAACGAUCCACACCGGAAUUACACCGAAUUCGAUUGGAAUCUCCAAAGCAGGCUGCAUCGCCAGUUUCAUCAGCCGCCGCUCUUCAGUCGGGUAGCUCGCGACCUCCCAGUGGUAACUUCACUUCCGUGUUCGAGAAAAGCCCCCAAACAAGCAAACGAAACCUAUCGCCCAGUAUAGCACCUUGUGCGGUAAGCAACAGCAACAACAGUAACAGUAGCAACAGCAGUUGUAGCAGUGGCAACAGCAACGCCAGCAACAGCAGCAACAGUCUUCUCGCCAGUGGAAUAAAUCACACUAACAGUGGCAGCAGCAAUAAUAACAACAACAUCAACAACAGCUGCAGUAGCAGCAGCAUCAACAACAACAACAACAACCACAACAACGGACUGGGUCAGAUUCAAGUCAGCAAAAAUUUGACCCUUAGCCCGCAUCACCAUUCGCCGUCGGACAGUGCAAUCAGUAGAAUAACCACGUCAAACGGUGAAAUUACGGUAACCAAGUCGCAGGCGCCUCCCACUCCGCCCCUAUCAGUACAAAAGAAUCAUCCCGCAUCGAUGCACUUCAAUCCAUCCAUCUCGCCACAGCCUUUGGUGCAUCACGCGAGAGAUCAACAGCUUCAUCACCUCCAUCAUCAACAACAACAACAGCAGCAGCAGCAACAGCAGCACCAACAUCAGCUUUCGCUGUCAUCCGCCCGCAGUUCACCGCAAUCCGCUUCGGCGACCGUCUGCUCUUCGUCUAUCCUCUCGGUGGAUAACCAUCUACAGCGGGAACAUAAACCGUGCGUCUCCUCCAUCGGUUCCAGCGUGGGUCCCAGCGGUGGCAGCAGCACACCAGGCGUAAUUUCACUCACCUUAGAUGACAUGGAGCCGAAGAUUUCUCCCCACUCCGUCGGUUCAUCGUCCCUCAAGAGGCAUCGCAGUUUGACGCCUCCGCCGCGAAAGCGCAGCCCAACCGGAUCGGUGCCACUGUCACAGCGUGACGACGGUGACGACGAGGACGAGGACAAUAUUUCCAACCUCAACAAUGAGCUGGAAGACUCACCAAAUGAACUGACGAUCAACCAAACCAACUGCAACGUGGUGGACGGCAUCGACCUGGACGACAUCAAGGAGUUUGCGAAAGCCUUCAAACUGCGCCGCCUGUCGCUGGGCCUUACCCAAACCCAAGUAGGCCAGGCGCUGUCAGUGACCGAGGGACCCGCCUACAGCCAGAGUGCCAUCUGCAGCGCUCUUGCCGCCCAGAUGUACUGUGCAGCGCAACUCUCGUCCCAGCAGCAGCAAAUGUUUGAAAAGUUAGACAUUACUCCCAAAAGUGCACAAAAGAUCAAACCCGUACUGGAACGCUGGAUGAAGGAAGCCGAGGAGAGUCACUCUUCACGGUACAAAUCCAGCCAGAAUCAUCUGACAGACUUCAUAGGCGUGGAACCGUCGAAGAAGCGAAAACGGAGAACUUCCUUCACGCCCCAGGCGCUGGAGCUUUUGAACGGUCACUUCGAAAGGAACACGCAUCCGUCCGGCACAGAAAUCACCGGCCUAGCGCAUCAGCUGGGCUACGAGCGUGAGGUGAUCCGGAUCUGGUUCUGCAACAAGCGUCAGGCGCUGAAAAAUACAGUCCGAAUGAUGUCUAAAAAUUUCAAAAUGGAAAGCUCCUAAGAACACAUCCCAAACAAAGCAGAAAUUCGUUCUGAAAUUACACCCACAGUUUAUGUGCCAUGUGACAUUGGAGAAGUUAUCGAUGACGGAGAAGGAUAACAGUGGAAAUUAUAGUUUAAUUUAACAAACACAGCGCGUCCGGGAUUUGGUUUUGCCGCCUCCGACCGUCAAUCGGGAAUUAUAUAUUCAUCAUUAAGUCUAAGAGAAAGAGGAGAAAAUUUCGAAUUUCAGUUUAGUUUUCCAUUAAGUAAAAAUGACGCAACCAAAGUUCCUAUACAACUAACAUGUAAGGGUUAUUAAGAAAUAAUAAUGAUGGUGGAGAGUAGCCAUGACGCCCUAUGAAAGACACCCGCCAAGAAUGGAAGUUUUUCUAGCACAGUGAAAGAGAGAGAGAGAGCGCGCGAGAGUAAAAUUUAUCCAGCGGUCAAGCGAAGACAAAUUGACGGACGUGCAUCAAAGGAAAAGAAAGCAGGUGCCAAAACCUACCCCGAUCUAGUAAGCCGUGCCAUAGCAUUUGGUUAGCUGCAAACAGCGCAAAACUCGCAUUCGAAGAAGAAGAACGACGCAACAAGUUUUGCACAAAUUGACGUGAAAUUAGUUGCAUUGGAAAGCAGCUGUAAAAAGUUUAUAUAUUAAAAAAAGAUGAAAAAAAAAAUCUGCUGUAAAUGAAAAACCUAAAUGUAUAAACAAGUCGGAAACGAUAAUUACCCGAAACAGGAAAUAAACCAAUUGGUAGUACAUGCUACGGUGUUAUAAAGACCUGCUCUUUCGAAAUUGGCAAUCCCGUUGUUCUAAAUUUGAGACUUUCCGGUGGUGCGAAAACCACACCCUAAACUUAGACAGAAGAGGUACUAAGAAAACUGCACGAAAUCACUUUAUCGGUCGGAAAUUUUGCACACUUUCAUUGUUGUGUGUGUUUAUGUAGUCAACAGUCGUUCAAUCGAGUUUGACAGUUUGGAGACAGCAAGAGAAAAAAAAAAGAAACUAAAUAAAACAUUGCAUUCAUAUCUUUUAUGUUUAGCCAAACUUCGACAGCCAUAAAAUGUCGUACUGUAAAUAGUGUGCACUGCGAAAACGGCGAAAGAAGCGGCCAACCGGCGCCCCAGCGGAUGUAAAUCUAUCACCCUGUAAUAUACGCAUUAGUCGAAAAAGAUUCAACGGUAAAAUGAAAUGAAAAUCAUGAAACAUGCGCCUCAUAGUGUUAGGUCGGUUAGGAAAUGAGUGUUUAGAAUUUGAAGAAACAUUUCUGCGGGGAAGCAUAUUUAUGUGAUAUGUAAUAAAAGAUCGGUAAAGAUCAUUUAUUCUGAACAAAUCGAAAUACGGUGGCACACCUUUCUCCAGCACAAGACCCACACACUGAUACACACAUCAUACACUUAAAGUACACACAAUACACACAACCAGGCUCAUUUUGAGAAGAUGAAAGAAGAUUACGAAACACGCUGAGUAUACCAAUAGGAAAGCUAAAUGAAACUGAUCAAUCGCUGGGUUUGCCGCGGUACAGAUUAACUUCUAAGCUGUAUCGUAUGUACGAUUCAAGAUAAAAUUUAUCAAAUAA
Messenger RNA from Wyeomyia smithii (pitcher-plant mosquito), 6300 nucleotides. RefSeq lists its product as uncharacterized. The transcript is spliced from 11 exons. Gene Ontology annotation, biological process: regulation of transcription by RNA polymerase II. The record is from RefSeq and is a predicted model, not a curated record. Gene Ontology annotation, molecular function: RNA polymerase II cis-regulatory region sequence-specific DNA binding; DNA-binding transcription factor activity, RNA polymerase II-specific. The coding region runs from base 1533 to 4742 and encodes 1069 amino acids. Lineage: Eukaryota; Metazoa; Arthropoda; Insecta; Diptera; Culicidae.